Bradysia coprophila is the source of this 2020-nucleotide messenger RNA. Its product is annotated as L-gulono-1,4-lactone dehydrogenase-like. Gene Ontology annotation, molecular function: D-arabinono-1,4-lactone oxidase activity; FAD binding. Gene Ontology annotation, cellular component: membrane. NCBI's taxonomy places the organism in Eukaryota, Metazoa, Arthropoda, Insecta, Diptera, Sciaridae. The record is from RefSeq and is a predicted model, not a curated record.
GUUAUAAACUUUCGUUCACUCUGUAUGUCUUUCAGUUGUGCACAUUUUGCCGAUAAAAAUGGCAGUUCCCAAAAAUUUCCAUUCCUUUAUAUUGCAAUAUUUGACAGUAGUUUUGCCAAUUAUAAGCCCAGUGUUUGUUCGCUGUGAAAUUCCUACGAAGAACUACUCCUCCUAUUCGCCGUAUCCAUUAUGUGUUCCUUCGGAUUACAUGGUGUAUCCGACCAAUAUCAGUCAAGUUGUGGCAAUUGUAAAUGAAGCCAUCACCCGUGGCAUUACAAUCAAAGCUUUUGGUAAUCGCCAUUCACAGACAGAUAUAAUCUGUACGGACGGCAUUCCCGUUGACAUGUCCGAAUACAAAUUUUUCCGGAUGAACGAUGACAAUGUCACCGCAACAUUUGGUCCAGGCGUAACAAUAUAUGAAGCUGGCGAAUUUCUGUUACAGUAUCGCCGAGCUUUGAGAACCACUGCAGCUUUUGGCAAUAUCACAUUGGGAGGGGCAAUCGGAACCGGUGCGCAUGGUUCCACAUUAAAGUAUAACUCAACCAUUUCCGAACAGGUUGUUCGCCUAACUGUUGUUAAUGGACUCGGAGAGAUCGUAGAAAUUUUCGAUCCACAGGACUUAAACGCUUUUAAGGUUAAUCUCGGACUCCUUGGCAUCCUGGUGGAAAUAACUUUGUACACUGUGCCAUUGUACAAAGUCCUCGCCCAUAAUUACGUUGUAUCCGACGAGAUUCUCACCGACGGUACGGCUUUGAAUUGGGCGAGAAACUCUGAUCAGAUUACGUUCUAUUGGUUUCCCGCAUUCCAACAAGUUGUUGUUGCAAAUUUAACCUUUGUAAGUGCUAGCUCACCUGGAGAAGCGUAUACCAAUGCUGUUGCGCCACGAACCUACGGAUAUUUCAAUUACAUUGCGACUAAGUCGAAGGAAUUUGCUUACGACUUAACUUCCAGCCAAUGUACACUGGCGUCAACACUAGGAAACAAAAUUGCCCGCUCGUUUGAAAUCAUUGCAAAGUCGGGUCUUGUUACGCAAACACUUGGCACAGUGCCCAUUUAUACCGAAGAUGGAAAUACUGUUGAAAAUCCUGCGACCGGUUUUCCGCAUGCUAUGUUUUCUGUACCGUGCGGUGCCGAUGAUGUCGGAUUUUCCGGAGAAUCGUGCCAUUGGGCUCAUGGUGACAUAAAAUCGAAUAUAUCGAUUUUGGACAAUGAAGUUUGUAUAGAUGUAGACGAUCUGUCGGCAUUUGUCAUAGCUACCAAAGACAUUGUAGCGAAAACUCCGACAGUAUUUCCGCUACAGGGACUUUUUAUGAGAUUGUCUUCAAAGUCUAACGCUUACAUGUCAACCGCGUACCAAAGGGACUCGAUACACGUUGAAUUCGCUGUGUGGAAACGCACUAAUGUUUACGAUGAGGCAUCUGGAAGUCUGGCCGGAUAUCAGUCAAUUAUGCAGCUGUUGACAAAGAGAUUCCAAGCACGCUCCCAUUGGGGUAAAAGUGGUCUCUUUUACCAUAGCAGUGAAAUGCUGGAUCUGAAGUUAAAUGAUACAGCACGAGCAAACUUUGUUGGUGCUAUGACCAAAUUUGACCCGAACGGAAUUUUCCUGAACAAAUUCGGCCUACGUAUAACUGGAGAUGGUACCGCAAUCGAUUCGGAUCCGUUAAUGUCAACAAACAAGUGUGCUUUAUUGGACACCUGUAUCUGUUCGAAAGACUCGGAUUGUGGGAAUAAUCAGCUUUGUUCAACGCUCCCGGGAUAUACGUAUCCCGUAUGCAAAACAAAAAACGAAGAGCCCGACUUGCUUGAUCUGACAUUUUAUCCGCCCAUCAGUGGCUUACUCGAUUGGCUGAAUGAAACUGUUCCAGUAUUAGCUAGCACUGUUAAUGGUCAAUGUUCCUUGUUGGGUGGAAUUGGUGGAAUUUUAGGAUAAAGAAUGCUGGUAAAUUAAUUCAAAGUCACAUUUCGGCGGCAAUGUAAAAAGAAAAUUUAGAUUAGAACUGAAAAUAAACUCUAGUCGUGA